Messenger RNA from Aptenodytes forsteri (emperor penguin), 1209 nucleotides. It is a transcript of the gene DHRS7C, whose product is annotated as dehydrogenase/reductase 7C. Gene Ontology annotation, cellular component: sarcoplasmic reticulum membrane. The record is from RefSeq and is a predicted model, not a curated record. The transcript is spliced from 7 exons. NCBI's taxonomy places the organism in Eukaryota, Metazoa, Chordata, Aves, Sphenisciformes, Spheniscidae. Gene Ontology annotation, biological process: regulation of release of sequestered calcium ion into cytosol by sarcoplasmic reticulum. Gene Ontology annotation, molecular function: all-trans-retinol dehydrogenase (NAD+) activity. The coding region runs from base 152 to 1087 and encodes 311 amino acids.
ACAUAGCCAUUCUCAUUCAGGGCAAGCAGCCUCAACAGAUGCAAUACUCUAUGAAAUUGCUAAAGGACUUUAAUUAAACCCAUAAUACAAAAAUUUACAAAAAUACAAAAGAAUGCUUUAUCUAUACCUGGAGUCUUCAUAGACAUAAGAGAUGGGUAUUCUUGCUGUACUUGCUCUACCAUUGCUUCUCUUAGGGAUCAGUGGAAUUAUUUAUAUUUGCCAGUCAGUCAGGUGGCUAUUGUCCAAGUCAGCUGUGCAAAACAAGGUGGUGGUGAUCACGGAUGCCAUCUCUGGACUGGGCAAGGAAUGUUCUCGGGUGUUUCACACAGGAGGAGCAAGGCUUGUGUUGUGUGGAAGGACAUGGGAAAAGUUAGAAGCCUUGUAUGAUGCUUUAAUUAGUGUGGCAGAUCCCAGCAUGACAUAUGCACCAAAGCUCAUACUUCUGGAUAUCUCAGAUAUAAACUGCAUUCAAGAUGUAGCUAAGGAAAUUCUGAAUUGCUAUGGCUGUGUGGAUAUACUGAUCAACAAUGCAAGUAUGAAGGUGAAAGGAGCAGUACAGAGCAUUUCAUUGGAACUUGAUAAAAAGAUAAUGGAUGCCAACUAUUUUGGACCUAUAACAUUAACUAAAGCCAUUCUUCCCAACAUGAUCUCAAGAAGAACUGGCCAAAUUGUUCUAAUUAAUAGUAUCCAAGGAAAAAUAGGAAUCCCAUUUCGUGCAGCUUAUGCUGCUUCUAAGCAUGCUGCUGUAGGCUUUUUUGAUUGUCUUAGAGCUGAAAUGGAAGAAUUUGAUAUUUCUGUCAGCACUGUGAAUCCAACCUUCAUCUGUUCAUAUCAUCGCCAACCAGCACCUGGCAACUGGGAGGCAUCUAUUUGGAAAUUCUUUUUCAGAAAGGUGGCAUAUGGUGUGCACCCAGUGGAGGUGGCAGAGGAAGUCUUGCGCACAGUAAGCAGUAAGAAGCAGGAGGUACUUAUGGCCAAUCCUAUCCCCAGAACAGCAGUUUACAUUCGCACCUUCUUCCCUGAGCUGUUUUUUGCCAUUGUUGCUUCAGGAAUUAGGGAAAAGCUGAAGACAGAAAAGGAAAAUUGAUUUUGUUUGGUUCUUUUCCCUGUUUCCGACCUGAAAAAAGUUUAUGUUUCAAAUGUCAAUGAUUUCUGCUUCUCACUAUGGGUAGAAUAAAGCAGGAGGCUUUAUUAAACAUGAAUCAGCCA